CCAAGACAGAAAAAUGAACACCUAAGACGUAACGUGACUUCAUAUAUCUAUAUAUAUGCAUGAAAUCCCAUCUUUUAAAUUUAUACGUUUAAAUCAACCAAAAUAUGUACAAACUCACGCUUUGUAUACUAACUCUGAGUUUUCUUUUGUUAUCUGGAUUAUCAAAUACGGUAUUAGCCCGAGUACAAUAUGAAUCUCCAAGCCAAAGGAACAAAAUAGGAAAAGAAGUUUGGGAUCAAACACUAUUAAGAGAUCUCAAGAUCGGUGCAUCAGGCAGUAAUUCAGGGAGAGCUCCUUCAUGUAAUAAUAGUUGUAAACCUAACCGGCCUUAACAAAAAAAAAAAAAAAAAAAAAAAAAUCUGUGUCAAGUUGAUCUAAUUUGGGAAAGUCAAUGACAUAUUAAGAUAUGUAUCUUACGCUUCAAGCUGAACCUUUCGACCUAUUCUCUCCUGUUAGAUUACAUUUUGAUCGAUUUCAUAAUCUUCUUUCUCUUUUCAUGAUUGAUAUUUGAUAGCAAUAACUAACGCUUAAUACCACUUGUUCAAAUGUG
Molecule: messenger RNA, 550 nt
Organism: Arabidopsis thaliana (thale cress)
Lineage: Eukaryota; Viridiplantae; Streptophyta; Magnoliopsida; Brassicales; Brassicaceae
Exons: 2
Coding region: 105-332 (75 amino acids)
Cellular component (GO): plasma membrane; apoplast
Source: RefSeq, marked reviewed